AGAGUUAUCUUCAUUGACCAAUCGAAACACUUUAUCAAAAUUUCCCCAGAAAUUGAUUCCUUUCUUAUUCAAAUUUAUCUGGCUGGUGUCUUCUGGGAGAUUUUCCCUCAAGCAAAAUGGUUUCCAGUCGAGUUUAAUGAAGGCCCUACUCCUCUGGCCUAAACAGCUGCCAUUUGGCUGACUUACAGACAACAAUUUUUGGCCAGAUAACAUUGAUGACGAUUGGAGCAGCAUCAAGAUCCAUGCGCUCCGUCUAACCAUGGGAGGUUUACUUGGCAACCGUAUGGUUGUCUUGGGUAUGAGUCUGUUUGCUGCCCUCUAUCUGCUUGCUGGGUCUAUGAUGGCCGUCGUUGGGAUUGUUGCUGUGCAUCUUAUUCCUCAUCUGUUUAAAACAGGAUCAGUCAUCUGGGUUGGAGUUUUGGUGUUUGUUAUUGGAGUGGUUCUCCUCCUACUCUCGGUCUGUACUCAGCAUGUGUCCAUCAUACAGAGUUACAUAAUGUUUCUACUGUGCCUUCUUGUUCUGAUCUUCACCAUCGUUAACAUCGUCCUGAUGGAGAUAGUGGAAUGGGAUUAUUUAGAAGUCAAAAAGGCGGCUGAUGCUUCUGAUGAUGACUUGCGUAAAUCUGAGAACAGUCUUAUCUUCCUCAGCUACCUCCUUGGACUUCUAGGCAGUGUGAUUGGUCUUGUGGCUUCAUUUUUUGGGACAAUUUAUGUCUACUUUACUUUAACUUUACCACUUCUCAAAGCUGAAAAACAGAGCAAGCCACAGUAUCGAGUGGAGAUCAGGAAACAGAGUUAUAUCAAACACAAAAAGCAACCUCUACGCAAAUUCAACUUCAAGCUGACACCACCCCCAGAGGUCCAACACACUGCCCCAUCAACAACCUGGAGCUCUGGAGAGUCGGACCUUUACCAUGUCAGUUGGGUUUAUGAAGACCAAGCUGCUGGCCAGCAGAAGGACAAAGCUGAUAAUAACAACGAUGAACCUAACGAUAACAGGGCACUAAUGGAUGAGAUCAAAGCGAGGGUUAGUUCUCGAAGACCACCCAGUCCAACAUCAUUUGAUGUCACUGCACAGAUGAACCUUUAUCCAAUUCUAGAUGAAACCAGCAGUAACCAGUCAGAACCGGUUCGAGGCAGAAUAGGCCAGUUGCUACCAAAUACUAGAAGUAGUUUCCAGAGAAAGUCUGUUGAUCCUCUUACUGAGGAGUGUACAAAGCUGUAGUUUAUUAAUCGGCUGAAGACAAAUCUUAUCAAGAAAUUAGCAACGACCUGUUGAAACUGGUCCAAGCCAGAUUGGGCCAGUUUUCACCCAAUCCUAUAGUAGAUAGGGGGCUCUUUAGUUUCUUGUUGUGGAAUGUAAUUAUAAGUAAGUUAUUUUGUUGAUGAACUACGGACAGCUUUCUGGAUAUUAAGAAUAAAUGCCAGUCAGAAGUAGAUACAAAGUAGAACCCAGUUUUGACAAUUUAUUUAGGAGUAUAUGUGUGCUCGGUCAUUACUUUUGUGUAAAUAAUUAUUAUUUAUUCAGCAUGUUUUACAGGUCAUAAUCUUUUAAUUAAUUUUUGACACUUUUUCUUAAUACGUUUUGUUUUGAUCAGUAUAAAACAAUCGGCAUGAAAAAAUAUUUCUGCUCAAAAACGAAAUGUUGAUGUAACCAAUCAAAGAAAGAACUUUGAAACUUAAAAUUCAGAUUAUUUAUUAAAUUGAGGUAAAUCAAAGAUGAACAGAUUGUUUGAGAUAAAAUUGUACUUUUAUGUAAAUUAUUUAUUCCAAAGAAACAUUAUUUUUCAAGACAUUAAUUUGAGCUACUUUCUAAUACAUUAAUUUUGUUUAUAUCUAGUGGAUAAGAAUUCUCUAAAGUGUAUUAUGGCAAAAAAAGGAAUUCAUCCACUAAUAAAAAACACUUGUGGAAAGUGAUCUUA
Messenger RNA from Asterias rubens (European starfish), 1922 nucleotides. RefSeq lists its product as uncharacterized. NCBI's taxonomy places the organism in Eukaryota, Metazoa, Echinodermata, Asteroidea, Forcipulatida, Asteriidae. The transcript has 7 exons. The record is from RefSeq and is a predicted model, not a curated record. Bases 260 to 1225 code for a protein of 321 amino acids.